GAUAUGCAGUGUUGCCAUUUUGUGGGUUAAGAUUCAAAUGAGACUUUUUGGCGCCUAAAUGUUGCAUCUCUUUUCCCCGUUGAAAUUCCAAGUCGCUCACCUACGCUGACUCAUCCAAUAAGAAAUGUGAAAGGAGGCGUGACCGAAACAAACGAAACGAGUCGACUUCGCGAUUCGUACUUAAGUAGGUAAAUAAGUAAAGUUCAGUGUACUUAAUUGAUUACAGUUCGGCGAAAAAAAGAAAAAAAAUUGUUUAUUUAUAGUUUUUAAAUUAUUGGGCGUGUUUGAUGGAAAAUGACAACAAUCGGAGAUGCUGCCUUAGAAAAUAGGGAAAAUAUACCGUUGCAGAAAGGUCGCAAAAGCGCGACUUUCUGCUCGUGCAGUGAGGACUAUUUGAGUGGUUCCAAGUUUAUAAAUGUGGCUUUUGGGACUUUAACAGUAAUAAUCACAGCGGCUUUGUUACUACAAAUUUAUUACGGUGACUAUCAGGUGGUCCCCCAUGGCAGUGUUGCCACUGACAGCCUUGAAUGCUCAAAAAUAGGCACUCAAAUUUUGAAAAAGGGCGGCAAUUCCGUCGAUGCUGCAAUAGCGAGUGUUUUUUGCCUCGCCGUUGUCACUCCACACUUGACAAGUUUGGACGGAGAAGGCCAACUUCUCGUCUAUAAUCACCGGGCAAGGCUUAUCCCGGACGUGAUUGAAUUCAAUGUUGGCAACAAUGACGCGGAACAUUUGCUACCAAGGCUGGUCCUGGGGCUGGCUUUUGUGCACCAACAGUACGGCACAGUGCCCUGGAAGGAGCUGGUACAGCCUGCGGCAGAGCUAGCCAGACGGGGGUUUCUCAUACCCAAAAUGUUGGUCCAGGCGAUCAAACAGGCCAAAGCCGAGGAUUUGUACGGCAGGCUUGAGCCGGGACAAAUGCUACAACUCGAGAAUUUGAGCAAUACUUUGGCCCAAAUCGCCAACAUCCCCGAGAAAGAACUGUACAGUUUCGUCAAACCUGAAAACCAGCCCAGGUAUUCCCCCGCCCUCAAACUCACAUUCAACGCCUACGACAUAUACGUACCGGAUCGCCCCUCCCUAGGCCCCGCCCUCUUGACUUACCUCAAACAACUGGAAAGUUUCAAUUUCACCAAAACUGACACCACUCGCACUGAAUACAUCUACCGAUUGGCCGAAACGGCCCAAAACCUCUACAACGACCUCAACCUGACCUCCAAAUACCACACGGGGACGUCAACCAACGUCGCUGUCAUGGACCUGAACGACAACUACGUGUCAUUCACCACAGGGUUGUACGCCCUCUUCGGCACGGGCGAGAUGACCACUGGGGGCUACACCCUCGACGUCCACCCCAAAGCCACGCCUUGCUCCCGCCUACCUGUCAUAAUCACCGACGCUCAGGCCAUUUGUGGGCGGCGCCUCUUGCUGGGAGCCAAUGACCUCUCAACGGCGUCGCAACUCGUGAUGUCAUUGCUCGUCGCCCAGGAAAAUAUCACCAAUGCGGUCGAAGCGCCGCGGUUUCAUAUCCUGGACAACGGGGGCGUGGGCAUCGAGAGCGCGCACUCGCCGGCGUUCACUGACGACGUCCUCAAGUAUCUCGAAACGUUGACGACGAGCCCGGUCCUGGUGCCCGAGCCCUACAUGAGCAGCAACAUCGUGGAGAAGGUCAAGGACGAGCUCAACUCGCACUCGGACAGUCGAGGUGGGGGCAUUGCGAGCAGGUUUUAAGCACGAGCCAAAGACGAGUGACUAAUUUAUUGUACUCUUGGAAAUAAAUAAAGCGGGUUAUUCCUUAAA
Messenger RNA from Tribolium castaneum (red flour beetle), 1797 nucleotides. Its product is annotated as glutathione hydrolase 7. Gene Ontology annotation, molecular function: glutathione gamma-glutamate hydrolase. Lineage: Eukaryota; Metazoa; Arthropoda; Insecta; Coleoptera; Tenebrionidae. The coding region runs from base 295 to 1728 and encodes 477 amino acids. The record is from RefSeq and is a predicted model, not a curated record. Gene Ontology annotation, cellular component: plasma membrane. The transcript has 7 exons. Gene Ontology annotation, biological process: glutathione catabolic process.